GCGCAUGCGCUCGCCUGUAGUCUCGGCGCCGUCCGGGCUGAGAGCGAGACGGUGGCCGAGAGGACGCGGGCGGCGGACGGUGGCCGACGAGGUCGGGCAUGGAGCACCUGGAACGCUGCGCGUGGUUCUUCAGGGGGACGCUGGUUCGGGCGGCGGUGCGACGCUACCUGCCCUGGACGCUCACCGCUUCCAUGCUGGUGGGCUCCCUCCUCAAGGAGCUUUCCCCGCUGCCCGAGAGCUACCUCAGCAACAAGCGCAACGUCCUCAACGUGUAUUUUGUCAAAGUGGCCUGGGCUUGGACCGUCUGUCUCCUCCUGCCUUUCAUCGCCCUCACCAAUUACUACCUGACCGGCAAGGCAGGCCUGGUCCUGCGGCGGCUGAGCACCCUGCUUGUGGGCACAGCCAUCUGGUAUGUGUGCACAGCCAUCUUCUCCAACAUUGAGCACUACACGGGCAGCUGCUACCAGUCGCCAGCCCUGGAGCGGGUCAGAAAGGAGCACCAGAACAAGCAGCAGUGCCUCGGAGCGGGCGGCUUCUGGUAUGGCUUUGACAUCUCGGGCCACUCCUUCCUGCUGACCUUCUGUGCCCUCAUGAUUGUGGAGGAGAUGGCCGUGCUGCAGGAGGUGAAGACGGACCAAGGCCAUUUCCUCCACGCCGCCAUCACCACCCUGGUGGUCGCCCUGGGCUUCCUGACCUUCAUUUGGCUGUGGAUGUUUCUGUGCACGGCUGUUUACUUCCACGAUCUGUACCAGAAAGCGUUCGGCACCCUGUUCGGUCUGCUGAGCUGGUAUGGGACAUACAGGUGUUGGUAUCUGAAAUCCUUUUCCCCCGGACUUCCUCCCCAGUGCCCUAGUUUGAACCUGAAACGAGACAGUUACAAGAAGUAGAAGAGAAACAAAGGGGGCGACACCAGGCAACGGCUGAUAUAUUUUUCGUGUAUUUUCCUUAGUUAUUUGACUAAAUGAUUGCUGCUCCUCCAGAGAGGAAGCCUGCCAGACAGUUCCGGUGAGUGUGGUAGCGUCUGGGAGCCAGUCUGCCCUUGGCGACAGCUCCUGGUGUCACAGGUACCACCGUAACCAGUCGGGCACUUUCGUCCCUGGCGAAACUUAACCUUAAUCUGGACUGUCCUUUGUGUCCCCAGAGGACGGAGUCAGGAACGCCCCCGGGGCCCGAUGGAAGGGAAGCCAGGGCUGCCGCCACGAUUCUCUCUGACUCUGGUCGUCUUCUGUUUUAAUGGCUCUUCGUGCUGUUAUUUGAUCUUUGUUUCCCUCUGGUCAGCUUUGCAAAAGCAUUUGUUUCCUGCAGGAUUCUUUAAAAGCCAGUGGUUUAAAAGACAUCUCAGGUUGUAGCAUUUACUUCAUCUGUGGAAUGUUACAUAUUGCAGCUGGCUUGUGAUUAGCUACUUAAACAUACUGGAGUGCCUCAGUGUGACUGAGCACUGGCGAAUUUUGAAUUUUACGUAGUGAGCAUUGAAGAUGUUCUCUCCACGUGUACCGCUACAUGUGGUUUUAGAAGAGGUACUGCCUUUUUUUUCUUUCAUUUUGAGUGAACGCUUUAGCGUUUUUAAUGCAACCAUGACAUUUUGUUCUGGGCUGAUAGCACUCCCCGAAAAUAACUCAGAACUGCAGUGCUGCACCUCUGGCACGUGUGGAGAUGCUGUGAGAUUUUUUUAUGAACACUAAUUUACUUUUUAUAAACCAAACUCUUGGCUUAUGGUAUAAAAUUCCGUCUCACAAGGCUGUUUGUUUGUAAGAAUUAAACCAGACAGCAGACACUAUAACAGUGACUCCAUGAGUUAUAAACUGAGUCAGAAUAAUUUCGCAAAACGGGCUUACUUUGCACUGAAACUUUGCUGACCACAGGAGAGUGGUGGGCAGUGUCGGGAGCAAGGCCCUCGGCACACUCACCUUUGCACAGGUUACGAUAGUCAGAGGUGAAGGAAAUGUCUUCCUUUGCUUCUGAUGGCAGGAAGCCAACCUGCUUGCAAAAAUAUCCUUAUUCAGUGGUGGGUGGCUUUGGCCCAGCCUCCUCUUGCAUCAAACCAAAGCUACAUCUGCUGAACAUCUUUCCCCUGGCAACCACUCUCCAUUUGCAGGCUUGUCGUGACCUUCACUGUGAGGGUGCUGGGAAGAGAGGAGUCCCUCCAUCUCAGAAGGGUACAAUCACAUAUACACCCCAGGCUGGUCUCCUUAAAUCCUUCCAGCCACCCCUUGACUUCUGGGUAACCCGUGAAGCUGCUCUGAUGUCCCUAAUCUAGCUUGAUAACAUCAGCUGAUGGAUAAGCGAUACCCUUGACUGACUUAACUCCAGCGAAGUUGCUAGGAGCAGGAAGGCCGGAAUCUUUCAGGGUAAAUUGUAUUUCAUGUAAAGGUGGAUUUGAAAUAUGUAUCCUUAAGGGCCGCUGGUUGAUCUGUAUCACUCAAAUGAGUGUGUGAUAGGGCAGAGACACCUGCGUGUGAGCUGGUGGAAGAGCCGCCUGGUACUUUGGAAGCCCUGGCAAGAUGGGAUGGCCUCCAGGAGAGAGUUUUUUUGUCCGGUGGCGUUUAUAGCUAUAUACUCGGGGGUAGGAUGUGUGCUGGGGUCUUGUUGAAGGGAUUGGAAGCUCCCCAGAGUUUCAUGGUCAGCAACAAUAGGCACAAGGUAACUCCAGAAGUUCACUUGUUACAUUUAAAUCUCUUGCUGUCUCCUUCAGCCUUAAAUUAACAAAAGUCAGUUAUCCAGACAUGUGCUGAUGAGUCUUCCACCACUUCCUGCUCAUUCUUGCCUUGUUCUUGGGAACAAUCUCCCGACCAGAGAGAGUGAGAGCUGGACGAGGUCGGUUUUAGGCAAACGGGUGUGGGUUCAGAUGGUGGCACUAUUGCUGAUGGCUGCCUGCCCACCAGGGACAGGCUUCAUUCUCAUCUGUAAAGCGGGAUGAUAACGUUAGCAUUAUUGAAAAGGUGCGUGUACUGUGCCCAUCCCAGGUGCUGGCAGGCCAUCACCCUCAGCUGCCUCUCCCUUGGCUGGGCCUUCAGAUCUUCAUGGCUCCCCUAGAGAAGGCAAGGAAAUGAACAUCUGUUGAGUGCCAUCUGCACUGGCUCCUGUUAAAAUAAUCUUGUGUUGCCUUUUGGAAAGUGUCUUGUGCCCCCCCGGUGCGGAACAAGAGGCUGCCGAGGGCUUCCACGAUCACGGGAACCCGCCUUCCUGAGUUGCCUCUCGGUGCUGGGGUUCUUGCACUGAAGCCUCAUUUUCCACGUGCAUCUGUCAUAGUCUGAGUACCAGAUUGUAUUUAGAGGAUGGCUCUUGCCACUGUUACAUACACAAAGAUCACGCGUGUGUAAACAAGCGAAUGAAGUAAACUGGAGAUAAUAAAACCCCUUGUU
Condylura cristata (star-nosed mole) is the source of this 3362-nucleotide messenger RNA. It is a transcript of the gene FITM2, whose product is annotated as fat storage-inducing transmembrane protein 2. Gene Ontology annotation, cellular component: endoplasmic reticulum membrane. The record is from RefSeq and is a predicted model, not a curated record. Bases 99 to 887 code for a protein of 262 amino acids. The transcript has 2 exons. Gene Ontology annotation, biological process: lipid storage; lipid droplet organization; phospholipid biosynthetic process. Lineage: Eukaryota; Metazoa; Chordata; Mammalia; Eulipotyphla; Talpidae.